UUUAUAUAUUUUAUGUCUGUUUAUACACACUUAAAAUUAAAAUCAAUUUUUCCCUCCUCUUUUCCUAUCUUUCUCUUUCCUCAUCCUUAAAGUCGAGAUCCCCUUAUUCGUAAUAUCGCGCCAAUUUCCACCACCACGAUGCCAUGUUCCAACAUGUCGGUUGCAGUAGCAGCGGGCUGCGACCAAUUGUGUCAGUGCGAGACGAGGACGACGCGUAUCGAGACCCUCUCGGUCCUCUCGCUUUAGUACAAUCGUCAGUCCGCUUUCAUGACUCAAACCGCGCAUCAAUCGUGGAAACGACAUUGUGCGUCACGAGAGCUUCGAAAUAGCGAUGAGUUGCUACGUCUGCGAACAACGACGCUCCGAAGGCGCGCAGGAGAUACCAUCUGACGUAUCUAUAGAGGACGAGGAUCACUUGAAGAAGUGUUUUGAGGCGAUCGGCAAGGCUCACGAAGAGGUGCUCACUCAAUUGUCAUUAUGCUCGCAUCAUUUCUCGCAAGCUUGUUCCGCAGGCUUGAUUCUGACGAACAAUGCCGCUCCUACUUUGGCACCAACUUCCUCUGACUCGAUCGCGAAAGCCGCAGAAGUGGAUCGAUCGUCACCGCAGAGGGAGUCAGACAGCGAACAAUCUCCCUCGCCAUUAUCACCGUUCCCGAUCAGGCGACCGAUCAUCACGAGGGGACGGCGCACUCGCAUGUUGCCGCAGGAAGAAGUGGAAAUACAGCCGUUCAAGCACGUACGUUACCUUAAGAGCGUCAACUGGGACGAGAUCUCGAAAGUACCAGGAGAGGCGAAGAUUGUCUGGGAGGUAGCAAUGGAGGAGCUCAAGGAGAACAACGAUAAGAUAAAACAUCUCCAGGCGCAGGUCCACCAGCUUAGUGCAAUCGUUCAAAAACUCAAAAACACGUUGAAAACACAAAAGAAGACAGAGACUACUGCCAACGAUUUCUCCUAAAUUUUUAAGUACAUUUAUACGUUUGUAUAAUAAAUUUUGCGGCAAAAUAUUUUUUUAGCUUAAGUUUUUCACGUUUUGUAAAUGAUAAUGUCCUUUAAGUUUUUUAAAUAAUAUUGUCACGUAAAAUUAAUGAAAGUACAAAUAAGUAUCAAUAAAAUGUCUUGCAAUUUUCUUUAAUAUACGAUUUUUAAUCGUUUGCGAGUGACUGCGAAUGAAAUUCUUUCUUCUGACGGUAAAAAUUUUAAAAUUAUAUCUACAAUAAAUAUUUUACGAGAUCAUAAUCUUUGUAAGCCACUUUAAUGUUUGUUAAACAUUACGACAUUUUCUAUUUCGUAUUUAAUUUAUUUAUUUGCAACACGAGACAUUCAAACGGUAGCGGAAACACCGCAAUUACGCCGCGAAUAAGAUCCGUCCUCCUUUCCUCUCAUUAUGGCGAACGAGACUAAGCUGAUUCCCGCUGUCGUGCUGUUUGCAUUCGACAAUGCGACUAUACGAGCAGAGAAACGCGCCCUAGCAAAAGCAAAUGCGUUCGUCGAUGGCGGAUCCUUUUACAGAAGACAAAUGCGAGCGAGUCUUCGUUCGCAUUCACGUCCUCUCCUCCCCCCGUAACAGUGGUACGUGGCGCACGUAAUACGUUUACCACCGACAGCAAUCGUGGAGAAUGUGCGGGAUGAAACGGGAGGUAAACUAGAAAUGGGAGGUUACCAGGCGAAAAACGGAGAGCGAUGCGCCAGCGAGAGCGAAAAGACAAAAGCAGUGGUAAAGCCGUUUUAUUCGUUAUAUUCGUCAUUUUCGGGUGAAGCUACGUACUUGAUUAAAAGAUAAUACUGAUAAAAUAAUAGCAAAAGCUAAAAUAAUAGUAUCUGUGUUGAGCUGGCACCACGUGAAAGAUUCUAAAGUGAAAAUAAUAUACAUAUAUAUAUAGAAUAAUAUCAUUAAGUAUUAUUAAAAAUUUUAAUGUUAAGAUUUAAUUAAACUCAAGUUAGAAGCGUUUCUCUGCUCGUAUUGUCGAAUGUAAACAGCACGAUAGCGGGAAUCAGCUUAGUUUCGUUCUAAGCACUUUUUAAAUUAAAAUAAAUAUUUGCAUCGCACGAUAACUAAAUAAUCACAUAACUUUACGUAAAUAAAUUUGGUAAUUUAACUUUUCUCGAUAUUAUUCCAUGAUAAAAAAAAA
Molecule: messenger RNA, 2129 nt
Organism: Monomorium pharaonis (pharaoh ant)
Lineage: Eukaryota; Metazoa; Arthropoda; Insecta; Hymenoptera; Formicidae
Exons: 3
Coding region: 332-955 (207 amino acids)
Source: RefSeq, a predicted model, not a curated record